Molecule: messenger RNA, 6953 nt
Organism: Galleria mellonella (greater wax moth)
Lineage: Eukaryota; Metazoa; Arthropoda; Insecta; Lepidoptera; Pyralidae
Exons: 22
Coding region: 1552-6924 (1790 amino acids)
Source: RefSeq, a predicted model, not a curated record
UUGUUUUCUUUAAAAAAUUGCAAUUACUGUUUUUUAGGGCUACUCAAUGGUAAAUACCUAGUAGAAAAUAUUUUUAUUAGAUAAUAAAUUAUUAAUUUAACCUACUAUUGAUAAUCGGGCAAAAUGGUGUCUUAUUGGUAUCAUUCUGUUUACCUGAAAGUCUUUCAAUAGGUACUUAAUGAUUAGUAUUAGAGAUUGCAGUCUUGAACAAAUCCUACCGGUUCAGUACUGGAUGUCUAAAACAACGUCGGUAAUCCUAUACCUAUCGUAUCUAUUGACUGCAAUAGCGUCGCCAGAUGUCCGUAGGGUUGUAGCAAAUUUGGACGUAAGAACUAAAAUUACAUUAUCUCACCUCUUUUCAUCAGCAUCAGGCUUUAAUAGUUUUGUCGCGUCUACAGACUGUUCAGUCUGCAAAAGCGAGAUAUCACACAUGGCUUGCCACAUGUGGAUCUUGCGAGAAGGUAACCCUUUUAGAUCUUUUUAUUCCACUAUCUGAGAGUCUUCCACUUAGACAUCAAUUGUAAUGUCUGAUAUGGAAGUCGACUAACAGGUUUCGGUCUCAGAUUUUUUUUUAAUGGGUGAUGAUGGAAUGGUAAUCUCGUCUGUGCUAUUGUUAUGUAUUGGCGUGGUCUCCGUGAAAGAUGAUAGGUGGGGAUGAAAGCAGUCAGCUCAUUAUGAAGAAUUUCACAAGAAUUAGCCACAAUGGCUUCCAGGGAGAACUGUGUGUAGGUCGACCUCAUAGGGUAUAUUACUAGUAAUGGGACUGUUAAACCCCAUUACUAAUAAUAAUAAUACCUUUCCGUCCUCGGUCCUAGCAAGGACAAUAAGCAGAGAUGAUUGUCGAUGAUUGUCAGUGGCACCAUCCUUGGAUUCUAUUUAUGGUGACACAAACUAUGGCUCAUUUACUAUCUUGUUCUCAAUGCUUGUUUACUAUAGGAUUUAUUGGAUACUAUUUGCUAUAUGAAUAUAGUAUAUAUUAAAUACUGCUCAUCCAUUAAAUCAUGCAAACGCUGUCCAGUUGAACAAGUUCUGGACUGCAAACGUUUAAGUUUUGCCAUAGCUCGCAAAAAAGAAGAAGAUGAGAGAUUGAACUGCUACCUUCAAAGAGAUUAACACAAAGCUAUGUGGUGAACUAUAGAUCACGAAGUUCGUGCUUUGUGGCAGUAUUUCUGCCGCACAGUAUUUCAAUAGUUCUGUUAGGUUUAGGUGCUUUCUACUAGCGUCGUAUUUUUUAAUAAACAUAACAGCAAAUAAUAAAUAUAACAAAUAUAGGUAAUUAAUUAGAGUAAAAGGCAUUAUACCUACUAUUUGAAGUGCAACAUUAUAGUUGUCGUCUCGUGUCUAGGUUACACUAAGUCUAUGAAUGAUACCACCUCGAUUUUCCGGUUUUAUAUUAUAUCGCUCGAAUUUCGAACAUGAAACUGACAUUACAUUUUCCAUACAUAUUAUUUUAACAUUAUCAAAACACACAAAUAAUAAAAAUUUUCUGUAAUAUAAAGUAAAAUAAAUAAUAAACACAGUAAAAUUUAAAUUUGAUAUCGAUGCUUGAAAAUGAGGAAAUCACCUUGCAAAUGUCCGACUGGUUUACAGCAAAUUUGUAAGCAUGCAAAAGUUACAGAUUGUAAAGAUGUCGCAGAAAUUGUUGAAGCUCUCACAUUUGAAGCCGAAAGUGUGCGAAAAAGUAAAAGAUCCAGACCUCCCAAGUUUAAAACCAAACCAUUUAAACCACGACAUUUUAAAGAUACUUGCGUGCCCAUGGUUCCAUCAAUGCACACGAGAUUGAGAUAUAUUGGACAUUGCGAUGCAGAGCCACCAAGACCAGAUAGAAAGGCCGGUUGUAGACGUAACUUUGGUGAAUUUGAGUUUGAAUCUACGUCAGAAGAAGAGGAAACCACAAGCAGUAUAUUGAGAACAGGCAAGAAAAGAGAGAAAUUCAAGAAAAAAGUUCGAUACUUUGACCUUUUACCAGGAGAUAUAUUGCUACCUACUCCAGUUCCAGUUAUAAAACAUACGGCGUCGGACAAAUCUAUAUUAAAUGUGGCAAGUCCGAAAACCAGUGGUGAGGUAAUCCCAGCUCAACGCACAAUAGUUGUACCUGGAGAAAUCAAACCUCCAAUUCCGCCAAAAUCUGCUUACGAAUUGUUUAAGCCCCAUAGCGGAAUAAUUAUCAAUAGAGAUAAAGAGUUUGUUCCUGACGUCGUGCAUACUCCGGGUUCUAGAAAGCCGAGAAUAUGUUAUAGAAAAACAUGUACGAGGAAAAAAUGCAGAAAGUACGCAGCAAUGAGAAAAAGGCAAAUGACUCGAAAAAUUAAAAGAUCACGUUUCGAUGUCCCAUAUACGACCAUAGGAGAACCCAUUGAUGGUAAACCUCGAGCUAGUACACAAAAACACAUUAGAGAUGACGAUUCUAUCUGUGGUCUUGAUGAGAUACCAAAACCAGAACAUGUUAGAAUACCAGCUAAUUUGAAAAGAGGAAUCUUGCAAACACAUUCUUUAACUGUAUUGCCAUGUACGAAAGAAAGGAAACCUGAAAUACAUUAUGGCAUAUUAACGGGAUCAUUUAAUAUGUAUGAUGCCAAAUUUAGUGGGCGUUCGAAGGGUAGACAAGCUCUUACAAUUAGCGUGAUGGCUUAUUGUUUAGCAUUUCACUAUCAUCCUAAGCAGUGGACUAUGAAGCUUGUUGACAGUCUUGUUGAUGCAGGAGAUCAAUGGUAUUUACAAUGUUUAGAAAAGGUACAUGAUCAUUCAGCAGUUCAAGGAAUCUGUGAAGUCUUGCCUUUUGGCAAAAAACAAACAUUGAUAUUGAAUGGAAAAAGAAUGCAAGUUUUAUUAGGCGAGCCUGAUAUCGUUGGUUACGCUAUGUCCUUGGAUCCUACAGUUUAUAAUCUAUGUAGAGGAUUAAAAGCUUUUUUCAAAGGCAAUCGAGCAGGAAUUCUAUUAACAAGAGUUUUAAAAGUUGUGAUUUGGAAAGACAGGAUUUGUUACUACGUAUUCGAUCCAGCUGGAAGAGAUUCAAGGGCGUAUUCCAAUUUCACAAAUGGUUGUUCCGCUCUCAUUAACGUAAAAGAUUUAGUAUCAGUCGCAGAGAUUCUUUUAGCUCGCAGUGUGUUGGAGGAUCAAAAGUUUGUAUUAGCUCCGGUAAAAGUGUUGAAAAUGGUAGAUGAGAAAUGUGAUGAAGAUUUUGAAUCAGAUAGAGAACUUACUCAGGCUGAGAAAGCUAUGAUAGGAUAUCGAAUAUUAAAUGAAAAUUCUGCUAUUGUUAAUGCUAACAUGCAUUUAGGUGAUAAAUGUUUCGAAGAUGCAAAAUUUCGACAGGCGCUGACGGUAGCUAUAGUAGCAAUAACAUAUGCGAAAAUAUCACCUCCUAAUACAUGGUUUUCUAAGACUUUAGAUAAAAUACUGCGCUUGGGGAAUAUACUUUUUGCAGAAUGUUCACAUCCCAAAGUAAUGAUAGAUUUAACAAUUGAUAAUAUACCCAAUGAAAUAAUAGUCGGGCCCUAUGCAUGUGAGAUAAUUAUUUACAGAGAAAGAGUUAAAGGUCAGCUUUUUACGACAAAAGAAUGCUUACUUAAUAUCAAAACAGGUCUCGAAGAAUUUUUUAGUCGCGAGGACAAUAGUGGAAUAUUACAAUUUAAUAAUUACUCACUUGCGAUUUGGAGACAAAAAGACAUGUUCUAUUUAUUUGAUCCAUAUCCACGCACUAACGAUGGUUUACGCUCUUUCAAAACUGGCAAGGCUUGUUGUUUAAUGCUUUUAAAUCCUGAGACUAUGGCUUCUGCUUUUACAAAAAAUUGGGAUUACUUACCAGUAACGACACAGUUUCAUAUUCAUGCUUUUAAAGUAUUAAAACUAAAAAAGAAAGAACCUAAGAUGCAAAUAGUUUGUACUCUCAGCGAUGACCAACUAUCCGGUGCGAACGCAAGGAUAAAACGAAAGGUUCUUCCUUUGAGUCAAGCUCAAGGAGAUGGGGGGGAGAUAAUUCACGACAUCUUGCCAGCAAAUAAUUUCAAUACAAUAAAUAUAGAUAACAAACAAAGUGGACCGCAAGUAGACGAGGAACAAAUGGGCGAUAUAAUUUCAUUGGUCGAUAGCAUACAGGAAGAUUAUCUCCCACUAAUACCGUUGCGAUAUAAAAAUAUGGGUUCAGAACCAUUACAAGAUAAAGUUGUAAAUCUGGAUUCGCCGACUGUUUCGGUGACACAAGUUGUGCCCCCUUGGCCAAAGCCCCGUGAUAAGACCAAUGAACUGCCUGAACCUGAUCCUGAUCCAGAGCCGACACCGCCACCUACACCACCCCAGUUACCACCUCCUGAAGAUGGCGAAGAAGAGGAGGAGGAAGUAGGUGAGGAAGAAGACGAAGAUACAAUGAAGAGAAAGAAAGAAGAAGAACAACGGAAGAAGGCAGAAGAAGAGGCACGUAGGAAAGCUGAGGAGUUGCCGUCUCCACUACCGCCUCCUCCACCAUCACCACAGCCCGAACCUGAAGUACCGCUUGCACCUAUACAAAUGGCCGAGGAUGAAGUACAAACCAUACAACCGGUUAAUGUUGAUCGUCGCAUACUCCUUUCAGAAGACGCACAUUAUAGAUUUAAAUUACGACAGUUACGUAAGAAAAUGACACCUCCUCUAAUAGAAGACCAAUUGGAAGGCUCCCCGUCUGAAGAACUCUUGAAGCCAAGUAACUUCAAAGAUUUACCUGAUAAGACACAGAUAGUUAGGGGCUCUUCGGCUAUUACAGAUGCAAAUGUUAUUGAUAUUUUGCCAUUUGCUGCAAUUAUGGCUAUAGUUACAUCUUAUAAAUAUUCUAUUAAUACUUGGACUAGUGGAAUAGUUAAUUUUAUUGUAGAUACAGCUAAAAAGUUAUAUUCAAAUAAAUUAGAGAAGUUUCAAAUGGCUCCUAUUCAUAUCAUACCGAAGAUUGGUAUCGGACAUCAGGCUUAUCAAGCUAACAUUGAUGUGGUAGGCGAGGGGGCGACAUGGCAACUGGAAGAUGCACUGUCUCGUAAAUUUUUCUUGAAGUAUGAUAGAGGCAUGAUCACUACAUCUAACUAUAGCUGCGCAGUUUUUAAAAGAAAUGGCUUAUACUAUUUAUAUGACGGCAGUUCUUGCAAUGCUAUGGGUAUAAGAGAUGAAAAGAAUAAAGGAAAAGCGUGUUUUUUGAGAUUCUCUACAUUACAUGAUCUAGUUAGCAGGAUUUUGUACAAUAAAGAUGGACGGACAGAAGAUCAACAGUUUAUUUUAAGUCGAAUUUUAGUACGCAGACUGCUUGCAGAACUUCGUAUGAAACUUCCUGAAGAUUAUGAUUAUAUUACUGGUUUGUCAAAGUCGAAGCCAUCAAUUGUCUUGACGGAAAAAGAUUCUGAAAAAAGAAGUUUCAUAGAAUCGGCAGAGUCUAAAAGUCAGACAAUUAUUGGAUAUCAACUAGUUGAAGGAAUAUACAGAAUCGAAGGAACAACAUCUUUGAAAGAUAGAAAACCAAGUUCUGAUGUGAAAUCGUGCCAUUUCGUUAGCUUAAUAGCAAUGUUAAUGGCUGCGAUGCAUCCCAUCCGAACAUGGGAUCAUAUUAUGGUUGAUACGUGUAUUGAAAAAGGUUUGGAAAUAAAUGAAAAAGCAACAAAUUUAAAUGUGUGCGAAAAAAGAGUGAUUAAAAAUAUUAUACUCGAUGGAAAAUUCAUAAACAUAAAUAUAAAGAAAAUAACUGUUGUUAAUGAGAAUCCGGAUAAGAGACUAGAACAGUACUUAAAGGCAGUUUUAAGAAGACUGCGUUACGUUGUUAUUAGAUUUCUUCAAUGCAGUAUGGCGAUAUGCCAAACUGAUGGUUAUUUCCAUCUCUUCGACCCCUAUCCUCCUCCAAGCGAAGAAACACAACCGCAAAUAUCUACCAAAGAUGAUCAAAACAAAAAAACAGAAAACCCCGUAGAACCAAAAAAAGCGAGUGACGUCGCAACAUGGACAUUAUAUAGAUCUAUAGAUGCAUUAACACAUAGAAUACGAAAAGUGAUUUCAGGAAGCUCAGUUGAAAGUCCUGAAUUUUAUACUUUUGAAUUGACUUCUGUAAAGCCUGCUCCGCGGCAUUCAGCGUUGAAUUAUAGGCUCAGUCCAUUGUUCAAGCCUGAUGACAAUCCAAACUUACCAUAUCUAAAACGUCGAAGGGUCCGUCCCAUUGUGGAUGAAAAAAUGUAUUGGUUAAAUAUAGAGUCAAUACCUUGGUCUCGUAUGAAUUGUUUCAAUGAUUUAGGAUUCGAGAGAAAAACUCCAAGAACUAUGUGGAAGGACUGGGAUAUAGAAUUCCCUGGAGACCUUUAUUCUCUUUGGGGAUCAGUACAUCCAUUAGAUAAAAAAUUUGAUGACAACCAUCGAGGUAAACAAUAUUUGGCCAUCAGCGUUGUUGCAAUUGUUAUGACUAAAGCCUGCAAUCUCAGUGCGUGGACUGGUAGUUUUUUAGAUGGUAUUGUUAUAAACGGUGAUAAGUAUCAUCGAAAAUGUUUGAAUAAAAUAGGGAAUCAUCCUAAUUAUGAAAUUGCUAUUAUGGACUUGGAUACUAAGUUCGAUGAAAUGUUUCCUUAUUCAUUUUCAGUCAAAUUUAACAAAAUAAUAUUUGGAUUCGUAUACAAUCAUUUUCCCGAUCGUUUUAAUUUAAGUAAGGCAUUGGUUUAUUUUUUUGAAAAGAAUUCUCUUGGAAUAUUAACAAGCCCUACCAAAAACCUAGCAUUUGGUAAAUGCGAUACAUCAUAUUUUAUGUUCGAUUGUCAAAGUUAUGGGGUACCAAUAUUUUCACCAGACCAAGGUGCUUCAUACAUGCUAAAAUGUGAAAGUCUCAAUAGACUGAUAUAUUGUAUUACAUUAACAUUAAACAUAAGGCGACACAGCCAACAAUUUCAUUUAUUUAGUGUAAAUGUUUCACUUACUGAGAAAGGUAAAUAAAGAAGUAAUAUUGUCUCAGGUCAUGUAAA